CCUGGACCAGAUGGAGUCUGAAGUGGAGCCUUUACCGCUCUUCCAGUUGGAGGUUCGAUACUGCCCAUGUUAACUUACUUGGUAACAAACUGGUACUUUUAAGUUUUAUACCUCAUUCAUGAGUUGCCUUUGCUUUAGCAGCCAUGGAUGACAAGGCUUCAGUUGGAAAAGUUAGUGUUUCUUCAGACUCGGUAUCCACUCUAAACAGUGAGGAUUUUGUCCUGGUUUCCCGCCAUGGUGAUGACACGCCAUCUACCAAUAAUGGUAGUGAUGAUGAGAAAACAGGACUUAAGAUAGUUGGAAAUGGCAGUGAACAGCAACUACAAAAGGAAUUGGAAGAUGUAUUAAUGGAUUCAUCAAUGGAGGGUCAUCAAGUUGUUAGGGAGCCUUUGGAAGCAAUGCCGGCUUCUGCUACAAGCGAGGAGUCACUGACUGAGGAUAUUUCCUUAACCCCAUCGCCUGUCUAUUCAGGAUUAAUGGUGGUGUCCCAGAAACCAGAUAUGAGUCUACCAAUUAAACCAACACAAGAAGGUAUCGCUUCAGGAAACCUUGUAGACACAUCCAUUAUUGUCAUGGACUCUCCGGACUCAAGUCCCUCUACACCUAUACCAGAGGAAGACAGCAUCUUGUUCAGCAAACUCACAUACUUGGGAUGUGCUUCAGUGAAUGCUCCUCGGAGUGAGGUUGAAGCCCUACGUAUGAUGUCCAUCUUGCGAAGCCAGUGCCAAGUCCGUUUAGAUGUGACUCUCUCGGUGCCUAAUGUUUCAGAAGGAAUUGUGAGACUACUAGAUCCACAAACAAACACUGAAAUAGCAAACUAUCCAAUCUACAAGAUCCUUUUUUGUGUCAGAGGGCAUGAUGGCACUUCUGAGAGCGAUUGCUUUGCCUUCACUGAAAGUCACUACAAUGCAGAAAUUUUCAGGAUUCAUGUCUUUCGAUGUGAAAUACAAGAAGCAGUAAGUCGCAUUCUCUACAGCUUUGCCACAGCCUUCCGACGGUCUGCAAAACAGACUCCCCUAUCAGCAAAUCCACCAACACUAACCCCAGACAGUGAUAUAUUCACAUUUACUGUUUCUUUGGAGAUUAAAGAAGAUGAUGGCAAAGGAUAUUUCAGUGCAGUCCCCAAAGAUAAAGAUAAGCAGUGUUUCAAACUCCGACAAGGAGUGGAAAAGAAGAUUGUGAUCUACGUGCAGCAAGCAUCCAAUAAGGAGCUUAUCAUUGAAAGGUGCUUUGGCCUUCUUCUCAGCCCUGGCAAAGAUGUACGCAACAGUGACAUGCAUCUUUUGGAUUUGGAAUCAAUGGGUAAAAGCUCAGAUGGUAAAUCGUACAUAAUAACUGGUAGCUGGAAUCCCAACACAUCGCAUUUUCAAGCUGUAAAUGAAGAAACACCUAAAGACAAAUUGCUUUAUAUGACAACAGCAGUUGAUUUGGUUGUCACAGAAGUGCAAGAGCCAGUCCGUUUUCUUCUGGAGACCAAAGUCAGAGUAUGUCCGCCUACUGAAAGAAUGUUUUGGCCCUUCAGUAAACGAAGUUAUACGGAGACGUUCUAUUUAAAGCUCAAACAGAUUGAACGAAAGGAAAGAAAAAGCAAUAGUGAUACACUGUAUGAGGUUGCAACUUUGGAAAGUGAAUCUGAACGUGAGCGAAGGAAAACAACAGCAAGUCCAACCAUAGGUUUACCUCAUCAUGGAUCACAGGGAUCCAUCAUCCCUUCACCACCUGAGGAUGAUGAAGAGGAAGAUAAUGAUGAGCCUCUCCUGAGUGGCUCUGGUGAUGUGUCCAAAGAAUGUGGUGAAAAAAUUUUGGAGACGUGGGGAGAUCUGCUGUCAAAGUGGCAUCUAAAUCUGAGUGUAAGACCAAAACCACUGUCUGCCUUAGUAAGAAGUGGUGUCCCUGAGGCUCUACGGGGUGAAGUUUGGCAGCUGCUCGCAGGAUGCCAUAACAAUGACCAGAUGGUAGAAGAUUACAGAAUUCUUAUCACAAAAGAAUCUCCCCAGGAUAGUGCAAUCACCAGGGACAUCAAUCGAACUUUUCCAGCACAUGAUUACUUUAAGGACACUGGAGGAGAUGGUCAGGAUUCCUUGUACAAGAUAUGCAAGGCCUAUUCAGUUUAUGAUGAAGAGAUUGGUUACUGUCAAGGCCAGUCAUUUCUUGCUGCUGUGCUUCUCUUGCAUAUGCCUGAAGAGCAAGCGUUUAGCGUUCUGGUCAAAAUCAUGUUUGAUUACGGACUCAGGGAACUUUUUAAACAAAAUUUUGAAGACUUGCAUUGCAAGUUCUAUCAGCUGGAAAGACUGAUGCAGGAGUAUAUUCCAGAUUUGUACAACCACUUCUUAAACAUCAGUCUUGAAGCACACAUGUAUGCCUCCCAGUGGUUUCUCACUCUGUUCACUGCUAAGUUCCCACUCUAUAUGGUCUUCCACAUCAUUGAUUUGCUGCUCUGUGAGGGGAUAAGUGUUAUCUUCAACGUUGCACUUGCUUUACUGAAGACCUCAAAAGAUGAUCUUCUGUUAACAGACUUUGAAGGGGCCUUAAAGUUUUUCCGUGUCCAGCUUCCUAAAAGGUAUCGCUCUGAGGAAAAUGCUAAAAAGCUGAUGGAGCUGGCUUGCAGUAUGAAGAUCAGUCAGAAAAAGCUUAAGAAAUAUGAAAAGGAAUACUUAGUAAUGCGAGAACAACAAGCUCAACAAGAAGAUCCUGUUGAAAGGUUUGAGCGUGAGAAUAGACGUCUGCAGGAGGCAAAUAUGAGAUUGGAACAAGAAAAUGAUGACCUUGCACACGAACUGGUUACUAGCAAGAUCGCACUCAGGAAAGACUUGGAUAAUGCAGAGGAGAAAGCAGAUGCAUUAAAUAAAGAGCUACUCAUGACCAAGCAAAAGUUAGUCGAUGCAGAAGACGAAAAGAAGAGAUUGGAAAAUGAAGCCACUCAACUGAAGGAGAUGUGCCGGAGAGAACUAGACAAAGCAGAAUCAGAAAUCAAGAAAAACAGCUCAAUCAUCGGUGAUUACAAGCAGAUCUGCUCUCAAUUGAGUGAGAGGUUGGAAAGGCAACAGUCGGGAAACAAAGCUGAGUUGGAACAAAUUCGGCAAAAGGUUGAAGGCUGCGAUCGCUGCAGAGAACUCUUUAACAAGGAGGGGACACUUAAAAUUGUCAGCUCUUCUAAGGAUACCUCAGAUGAAUAUCAAGAUAAAGAAAAAGAGUUAUUGAAGAACCAACUGAGGGAGAUGGAGCUGGAACUGGCUCAGACCAAACUGCAACUGGUGGAGGCAGAGUGCAAAAUACAGGACUUGGAGCAUCAUUUGGGUCUAGCAUUAAAUGAAGUUCAAGCAGCAAAGAAGACCUGGUUCAACAGAACAAUAAGCUCCAUUAAAACAGCGACAGGCGUACAAGGAAAAGAGACUUCAUAAAGUCAACUGGCUGAAUGGAGAAAAUAUACCAACCCUGGUCAAAACGUGCUCACUUCUGAUAUAUACUAGGGGACCAGAAUGUGUAUUUCUUACAUAUACAAUCUGUGGAUUAACAUGGUUAACAGCUCCCAAAAAAAAAGAAAACCCAUAAGAAACAGCUUUUACCUUUAGAGUGGUCUUUAUACUGCUGAUGUUUAACACUCACCAGACCUGUGCUACAGUAGUUUUGGCUCUAUUCUGUUCUCUUGAGACAAGCGGACACUCCAUUCUACUGUCUCAUUUGAGACUUGCACAACUGAAGGUCAAAUUUAGAUACCAGGAAAACAAGCUCUUUCCACUUGAAACAAAAAAAAAAUCUAACCGUUAACUUGAAACAGUUUUUGAUUUUGCAUCUUCUGUAUACUCUUUUUGAUAUCAAUUUAUUUCUGUGUUUUGGAAUCAAAAGGUCGGUAAGUAAGCAAAGGAACACAGCUCCACAGAAAAAGCUGAAUUCAAUGUAGUUUUUAACAUAAUCUGGGUUUCUAGUGGGGAGUCUGUAGAAUGGAGGCCUUUGCACCUUAUGUAUCUAUUUAUAUUGGUUUAUGUUAUGCUGUUAGACACAUCUAUUGUGAGUGUCUGAGAGGCACUGAUUUGUACAUAAAUGUGAAAGUUUGUUUAUUUUUUAAUUCUGCUUUAUUUUUGGUUUCCUAAUGCUGCCUGGUGUAAUAUUUUACCAUAGGGGCUGAUGUGUCUAUGCUAGUGCUUUGUCCUAAUGUCAUACCACUGUCCUAUUUGUUUAAUGCCAAAUGUGUUGUAACUUCCUCAACAUUACGUGUGGACAUUGUAUUAGAAUACAGAAAUUAGGGUGCACUGUGUAUACUUCAUGCAUUGAAAUAUAUACUGGUAAAAACUA
Carcharodon carcharias (great white shark) is the source of this 4293-nucleotide messenger RNA. Its product is annotated as rab GTPase-activating protein 1. The transcript has 27 exons. The record is from RefSeq and is a predicted model, not a curated record. The coding region runs from base 144 to 3401 and encodes 1085 amino acids. NCBI's taxonomy places the organism in Eukaryota, Metazoa, Chordata, Chondrichthyes, Lamniformes, Lamnidae.